AUGGAGUAUCUUGAACAUGGAGAUCUGCUGGUCUAUUUAAAUAACAGACCGCCACUUCCAGAAACCGAGGCAAAAGUGAUUGCUUUUCAGAUUUUGGAAGGACUCACUAUGAUGCAUGGGAAUGAGUUUGUUCAUAGAGAUUUGAAACCAAACAAUAUCCUGAUCAAGUCACACCCACCGAACACGUGGUGGGUCAAACUCUCGGACUUUAGGUUAAGUAAGCGUGUCGAAGAAGCAUCGGGAGCUUCUACUCUAAAGGGUACACCUGGAUAUAUAGCUCCCGAGCUCUAUAAGUUCACGGAGCGGGGAACUGCUUAUGCGCCUGAUAUAUGGGCUGUUGGUGCGAUAAUGUUUUUUAUGCUUCUUAAAACCCCUGUCCCUCAGUCGCCAAUUGAACCUAUGACUGAAGAAUUUGAGUUGGAAUUUGGGUUGUGGAAUACAGAACCUUUGCUUACUCUGGGCGAAACCCAUCAAGAACCCAAUAAUCAGCCCAGUACUGUAUCUACGGAAAGCCUGGUUGUUGCAGUGCACCGUCAGACGAUCAGUGAUUGUGGCGGUGUGGUUCGGCCGAUAAAUAAGUUUAUUCACCGAGGCUUCUCAGGGAACAUUUCAUUUUCAGCCGACAGCAGAGUUUUUGCCAUGUCCAGGAAUACGGAGACCAUCAGGCUCUGGAAUACCUCAUCAUAUUCCCAGCUACCUGGGCUAAAGGGGAAGCUAUAUAUUGCGUUCUCGCCGGACGGAAAGUUGAUUGCAUCAUGUGAUGCCGUCACCCUCGCAGAAGUUGGUCAUACCAAUCUCUCCGACUACCCACAUACUGGCGUGUUCUCUCCAGACAGCAGGAUGAUCACCUAUGCGAUCAAUCAUAAAGUGGUUGUGCAAGAGGUCUCCAGGGGAUCAAAACGCCGCAUAGCCAAUUGCAACUUUGGUUUUCGAGAUAAAGACUUCCCCAAUUACCCCAGCUUCUCUCAUGAUUCAAAGUUUGUCUGGUGUGCGUGUUUGAACAAAUACCAGAUGUUGGAUAUUGAGCAGAAUCUCACCGGUCGUAUUUUCAAGCUACCCGUUCUGAGCAAAAUGAUAAGUAUAUCCAUAGACGGAAAGUAUUUGGCAUAUCCAGACAAUGCGAAAAAAGCGCAUCUCCAUCUACUGAAACUUUCUACGAGACAUGUGGUGUUGAAGAUCGAGACCGGCAUACAUAACCCCACGAGCUUAGCCUUCUCCCCUAACAGCAAACUACUUGCAGUAUCUCUCCGUCAAUCUUUUUCUCGUGACAAUAUCAGCUUGUGGGACAUUGAAACAGCAAAGAAACUCUCAGAGAUUGUACUCCAUGAUCUAAUCCGAUCCAUAGCCUUCUCGCCUCAUGGCACUAUGCUCGCAUCGACGAAUACCAAUGGCUCUACUACACUUUGGGGUGCUGAUACAAGACGCUAG
Messenger RNA from Penicillium crustosum, 1428 nucleotides. Its product is annotated as protein kinase family protein. Gene Ontology annotation, cellular component: autophagosome; cytoplasm. Gene Ontology annotation, biological process: peptidyl-serine phosphorylation; autophagosome organization; protein autophosphorylation. Gene Ontology annotation, molecular function: protein serine/threonine kinase activity; ATP binding; protein binding. The coding region runs from base 1 to 1428 and encodes 475 amino acids. The transcript is spliced from 3 exons. Lineage: Eukaryota; Fungi; Ascomycota; Eurotiomycetes; Eurotiales; Aspergillaceae. The record is from RefSeq and is a predicted model, not a curated record.